AGAAUUCUACAUGAAACACGAUCCCGGGGCUGUGUGAAGGCUCAAUGGCUCCAUUCCAACUUCGUGAGAGUCAAGAGAUUGUCGACCUGCUUUCUGACACUGAGUCCGAAGAUGAGGGCCGAGCGAGGCAGCAAGUAGAGGCUUCCGACGCACAAUCGGCAGCAGGCAGUGCAAGCAACCACCCAAACUUUGAUGACUUUCGCCAAAAUUUGCAGCUGAUUGACGGCGAGAUAAUCGACUUGACCGCCAUCCCAGAUAUUGAUGUUCCGCCGUCAGAUCCCAUCAUUGCAGAUGAUAUGCUUCGGCAAGCUCCUGGUAGGCAUGCGCAAACUGAUCUGGUCACCGGGGCUGCGUGUCUACAGAUGGUUCUCAGCGUGUUGCCAGAUAUCUCGGUUGACCAUGUGCUCAAGCUUAUCCAGGAAAAGACGACAGACGCUACGCGAACCAUGGUCCAGUGUGAGCGACUCAUUGCCGAACUCCUAGAAGGUGAACCAUAUCCAAAAGAGGAGGAGGAAGCGAAGAAAAGGAAGAGAAAACGGGAAGACGAGGCUGAAGAUGAGCUGAGCAGUUAUGAGAAAGGCGAGCGUACUUUGGAGAUUUACGGUUACGAGUCCGAUGCAACAGAACUACUCAAGGACGAAUUUCCCAGCGUGCCCGUACGACACAUCUCCAACGUUCUUCAAGAACAGAAAACUCUCUACAAAGCCUACGGCGUCAUCGAGAAACAAGUGCGCGACUACGGACGAGUUGCUCGGUCAUAUACCAAGAUCAGCAAAUCUCGAAAUAAGCGCGGUGUCGAAGCCCAAUUAAUCGCAAGAGGCAGUCAGCUACCCAAGGAGUUAGACGCGGCAAAGAAAAAGGUCGAGUCUGAAGCUGUAAAACGUCGCAAGGCCCAGGAGGCUGAGGAGGCCGAAGAGGCCAACUUACACCAAGCGCGUAUCAAUAACCAAAUGGGCGAGUGCGCCUGCUGCUUCGACGAUGCACCCCUUAACCGCAUGAUCAGUUGCAAUGGCGAUACGGUACAUUUCUAUUGCAAAGACUGCGUACGUCAGCAGAUUGAGACGCAAAUGGGGCAAUCCCGUUGCAGGCCCAAGUGCUUUGGUGUUGACAACUGCAACGGAAUUUUCUUGCGAGGACAGCUACAAGAAGCCUUGAGCGAAAAGACGUUUGAGCGACUAGAACACAUGCAGCAGAUGGAGGACUUGAAAGCAGCAGGAUUAGACUUUCUCUCAGAGUGCCCGUUCUGCGAUUUCAGGAUGGAGUGUCCACCAAUCGAAGUCGACAAAGAGUUUCGUUGUCAAAGCGCAAAGUGCGGCAAGACAAGCUGUCGACUUUGCCAGAAAGAAUCACACAUCCCCAUGACGUGCGAGGAGUCUAAAAAAGACAGUCAGAUCACGCUAAGACACGUUGUUGAAGAGGCCAUCUACGUGUGCUCGAAGAAUGUGACUGAUUAUAGUCACUUCGGAGAGACAAGUGCAGGCAAGUGUCCUUUACAUGAUAAUAUCGAAGAGCGUCACGAACAGGAAGUGAAAAAGGCAGCCGGCGAAGCCAUGGCCAAAGUACGAGCCGAAAACCCGAGCUUGUCGGACGCAGACCUGAUGGUCAAAGUAUCUGACCAGGUCAAACAAGCCGAGGAAGCACGUAGAGGUCGUGUAAGAGCCGAAGCACAAGCCUAUCCUUACCACAUGGUGGCUGGACAGCUUCGACGCGUUCCGCCUGCUCACAUGGCUGUGCCGCGACCUCAAGUUCCACUUCCACCGAUGCCUGUGGAACCACCAGCACUCCAACGUCGAGCCUUUGACGCUCCUUGGAACAUGUUAGCCGGUAAUCCCUUUCAAGGGGGAGCUGGUGGGUUGGCUCAACCCAGGCGGCCUGCUCAACAAGCACAUAACCUUGCUCUUGUGCAGGCAGUUCCUCGCCCUCGUGAGCCUUAUAUUCAUAACAGGGCACUUGAAGCGCGGAUUCAGGAUGUCCAAAAUCGCUUACAUCAACAACGCUUUGAUAACGAAAUGGCCCACCUCAGACAGCAGCAGGCGGAGAUGAAUCAGGUUCGGCGGGUACUUCAAGCUCGAGUGGUUGCCCUCACGGCGCAGUUGGAAAGGCAACGCAGACUUCACCUUGCAAGAGAUGCCAAUAGGUAGCAUCAUUUUGGGCCCGGCGCAUGACGUGUCCUUAUAUUCCAUGCACGUCGAGCAUGUCGCUAAGCAUGGUGUUGAACUUGAUAAUUAUGGCCGGCAAUCGGGUCAUUGGUACUUGGCA
This is a messenger RNA of Exserohilum turcica Et28A, 2259 nucleotides long. RefSeq lists its product as uncharacterized. The transcript is spliced from 5 exons. The record is from RefSeq and is a predicted model, not a curated record. The coding region runs from base 45 to 2141 and encodes 698 amino acids. Lineage: Eukaryota; Fungi; Ascomycota; Dothideomycetes; Pleosporales; Pleosporaceae.